Theobroma umbraticum is the source of this 1469-nucleotide messenger RNA. RefSeq names its product sequence-specific DNA binding transcription factor. The record is from RefSeq and is a predicted model, not a curated record. Lineage: Eukaryota; Viridiplantae; Streptophyta; Magnoliopsida; Malvales; Malvaceae. Gene Ontology annotation, biological process: cytosolic ribosome assembly; ribosome biogenesis. Gene Ontology annotation, molecular function: zinc ion binding; nucleic acid binding.
GGAGAAGUAGUCUGAAAUAUACUAAGUUAUGGCACUGGGCUGAACCGGGUUUGAUGACCAGCCGUUCUAAGGUACGAAAACGGUGCGUUUUCAGCUCUUUAAGUAAAACCUGGAAUAUGUGGGGGCGAAGGCACGAGUAAAAGAAGCGGCGAGACAAAAAUGUCGAAAACGCUGGUGCAGCCGAUAGGGCAAAAGCGGCUGACGAACGUCGCCGUCGUGCGUUUGAAGAAACACGGCUUGCGAUUCGAGAUCGCCUGCUACAAAAACAAAGUCCUCUCCUGGCGUUCCCGCGUAGAGAAGGAUUUGGACGAAGUGUUACAGUCCCACACAGUUUACUCAAACGUUUCGAAAGGAGUACUUGCUAAGACCAAAGAUUUGGUUGCUGCUUUUGGGACUGAUGAUCAGACUAACAUUUGUUUAGAGAUUUUGGAGAAAGGGGAGCUACAAAUUGCUGGGAAGGAAAGGGAAUCUCAAUUUUCUAGUCAGUUUCGGGAUAUCGCAACGAUUGUUAUGCAAAAGACUAUCAACCCUGAAACUCAACGCCCUUAUACUAUUAGUAUGAUUGAGAGACUAAUGCACGAAAUUCAUUUUUCUGUUGAUCCCCAUAGUAGCUCCAAGAAGCAGGCACUAGAGGUUAUUCGUGAGCUUCAGAAGAACUUCCCUAUAAAACGGUCUCCCAUGAGAUUACGAAUCACUGUUCCUGGACAAAAUUUUCAUUCUCUGUCUGAGAAGCUCGAUGAAUGGAGUGCUACCGUUGUUUCAAAAGAUGAGUCUGGAAGUCAGCUAUCAAUUAUUUGUGAAAUGGAACCAGGAAUUUUUCGAGAAUGUGAUGCACUUGUGAGGAAUUCACAGGGUAGAUUGGAAAUACUUGCAGUGUCUGUGCAUGCUGAGGGGGAUACCCAGGUCGAUCAUUAUGAUGAUGAAGAUAUAGCGUCACAUUUACCGAAGGAAUCUGCUGAUUCAGCACCAUCAAAUUUACCCCAGAAAUCUAUUGAUUCGGUGCUCCAACUAAGUGAGAAAAUGCAAAAACAGACCAUCUCUUCAGGAAAUGGGGAUGCUGAGGGGGAGGUAAAGCAACACAAGUGCAGCACAUGCAAUCUGUUUGUAGGGGAUUCCAAACAAUACAGGGAUCACUUUAAGAGUGAGUGGCACAAGCAUAAUUUGAAACGCAAAACCAGGCAACUCCCUCCUCUUACUGCAGAAGAGUGCUUAGCUGAUAUGGAAAUGAGUGACUCAACAUCCGAUUUGCAGGAUUAUUCAUUUUGACUUGUGGCUUAAAACUUAUGUGGGCGCAUAUACCUUGUGUUUUUUUGUUUACACUUUUUAGCUGUGUCAAUCAUCUGGACAGGAACUCACCUGUAAAAUUUACUCAUGCAAAGUUUUAGUCAAUUGUAGUGCAAUGCGGUCAGAAAAGUCACCUGUCUCUGGACUUUGUGUAUGUUGGUGCAUUCUUAAAUGAUGUUGGUGGA